Messenger RNA from Epinephelus moara (kelp grouper), 536 nucleotides. RefSeq names its product RNA polymerase II, I and III subunit K (gene polr2k). Gene Ontology annotation, molecular function: DNA-directed RNA polymerase activity; DNA binding; zinc ion binding. Gene Ontology annotation, biological process: DNA-templated transcription. Bases 125 to 301 code for a protein of 58 amino acids. The transcript has 4 exons. The record is from RefSeq and is a predicted model, not a curated record. Gene Ontology annotation, cellular component: RNA polymerase II, core complex; RNA polymerase I complex; RNA polymerase III complex. Lineage: Eukaryota; Metazoa; Chordata; Actinopteri; Perciformes; Serranidae.
AUCACAAACCACUUUGCUUCGGGGUGGACGACGGUCGGUUGUACGCAUGCGCGCAGGCAGCAGUGCGUGUGAUAUGAAAAGAGAGGUAAACAGCGGGCAGAUAACGUGCUAAAGAGAAACAGAUAUGGAUGCUCAGAAAGAUUUGCAGCCGCCCAAACAGCAGCCUAUGAUCUACAUAUGUGGAGAAUGUCACACUGAAAAUGAAAUUAAGGCCCGUGAUCCAAUCCGAUGCAGGGAGUGCGGUUACAGGAUCAUGUACAAGAAGAGAACAAAGAGAUUGGUCGUCUUUGAUGCCAGAUGAGGAAGACGAGAGCAGCCGUUUUGAUGAUUUCUGUUGUUUACUAUUUUUGUAGUGUAUGACCAUGUAAAUAAAUAGAAUGACAGCUCCAUACGCUCAGACCUCCAGGCCCAGCUACAGAUCACUGAAUUAUGGUUUAAGCUCAAUAUUUUCAUUUCUGCACAAAUACAGCUGUUUGUUUUAUUCAGGAGUGAUGGAUGAAAGGUUUUGGUUAUUAAAAAACAAGAUUUUCACUGAC